CUUCACAGGGGAUAUGCCAGUGACUGCAGCGAAUUCUCCAAGUUCCGCGAUGCAUGAGGCCUCUGCCCUCCUCCGGCAGAUGUCAUCGCCAGUUGGGUCCGCGGAGGGGAGCUGUGCGUGUUGGCGGAAACGUGCCGCCUGGGGGUUUUCUCGCUGACACGUUCCAAACCCGGGGGCUUCAGUGGCGCGCGGCCCCGAGGCGUUGCCAGGAGACGGGCUGCGCGAGGCUCCCCCCGCCGCCACCCCUCGUGCCCGGGAGGAGCGGUAAAGACAGCGUGUUUGCUGCUGGUAAAGGAGUGCGCUGCCUGUUGCUUUGCAAACUCGUGUCCCUUCCGCCGUCCCUGCUGAUGCCUGACCUUUCCUGGCUGUGGGUGAGAGAGUUGCAAUGCUUCUGAAAUGAAGUAGUGGAAUUUCCAAAAUAAAGUCAUCAGAGCCUGAUGGCACACAGCCUCGGAAGAUGAAUGAGUUCAGAUUGAAGUCAUAGAGGCUGCAGGGUUUCCAGGUGGAAAAUAAUUGUUGCUUUUCCACCUUGUGCUGAGACUCAAUGAACACUGCUGCUGGCCUGCAACAGAAAUGUUGGCGUGAGAAAAUGGACGGAAAAGUGACGGGCAACUGGAAGCUUGGAGUCAUUUUUGUGGACAGAGUGUAUAAUACUUUUGAACAUCAUUACCAACGUAUAAAUGUGGACAACAUGCACAACUUCACCACUUUGUUUAAGUUGCUUACCGAAGAGGAAAAGAAUUAUUGCCAGAUGCUGUAUGUACGCUGUUGGAUGAAGGACUAGGCCGUGUGAUUAUGCAGACAUCCCAGCAUGAAGCUGAUGGACCUAUUCCUUGCUCGCCCACUCUCUAUGCGUUUUCUGCUACAGAGUGUAGUGUUCCUGGUACUGUGCUUUCACUCAGCCAGCAUGUGUCCCAAAGGCUGUAUGUGUUCUCAUGUCAGUAGCUUAAAUGUAAGCUGCAGCAAUGCGAAUCUUAAAGAGAUUCCGAAAGACCUUCCUCCAGAAACUGCUUUACUUUACUUAGACUCAAAUCAAAUAAGGUCUGUUCCCAAUGAGAUCUUUAAAAACUUGCACCAACUCAAAGUGCUUAAUUUGUCCAAAAAUGUUAUUGAGUCCAUAGAAGAACAGGCUUUCAAAGGUGUGGCUGAUACCUUGCAGACUCUUGAUCUUUCAAACAACAAGAUUAAAAGUGUACAUAAAGACACAUUCAGCAAACUCAAAGGCAGGGCUCAGUUUUCCGACAACCCAUGGCACUGUGACUGCAGCCUCCAGCAGGCACUGCAUGGCAUGCCCUCGAACCAUGAAAUGGCCAGCAAUAUUAUCUGUGAGACUGCAGCUUUGAAGGAACAUACUGGGAAAUCUUUGAUCAGUGCUGCAAAUGAAGCAGACCUCUGUAAUCUGUCAAAAAAAACAACCGAUGUGGCCAUGCUGGUCACUAUGUUUGGCUGGUUCACCAUGGUUAUCUCAUACGUGGUAUAUUACGUACGUCAAAAUCAAGAAGAUGCAAGAAGGCAUCUUGAAUAUUUAAAAUCACUCCCUAGCAAGCAAAGGAAGCCAGAGGAAUCAGAUGACAUUAGUACUGUACUGUAAAAUGUUCUAUUGAAGAAAAGGUUUUGAAACCAAGUUUCUUAUGUGUAUGUUUCAUUCACUGGAUCCACUUGCAGCAUUUCACUGCAGUGAAACUGAAGGUAGUGGUGCUCAGCUGCUACAAGAUGGACAGAUAUCCAUGGUGUAUGUGAAAAAUGUAAGAAAACUUCUUUUAGCAUUUCUGCAAUGGUGUUAGUAGGUGAUAUUGCUAAGGAGGAAAAUGAUGAGUCUGGUAUAAAGCAUUUGAGGACCUUUUCAGCUUCAAGUGGCAUUCCUGUGCCUAGAAAAGUAAUGAUGCACAAAUGAUAGUGAAGAGCUGUCCAUAUCACUGACAGCCGUUUAAAACCUACAAUCAAGUCAUGGUGGAAUAGGGUGAAAGAAUUUUUUUUUAAAACAGAGAGAAUGGGAACUGCAGCUGCUGGAGAAUCCAAGAUAAUAAAGUGUGAA
Messenger RNA from Stegostoma tigrinum, 2035 nucleotides. It is a transcript of the gene lrrc3b, whose product is annotated as leucine rich repeat containing 3B. Gene Ontology annotation, molecular function: protein binding. Bases 812 to 1591 code for a protein of 259 amino acids. The record is from RefSeq and is a predicted model, not a curated record. The transcript is spliced from 4 exons. NCBI's taxonomy places the organism in Eukaryota, Metazoa, Chordata, Chondrichthyes, Orectolobiformes, Stegostomatidae.